Molecule: messenger RNA, 4042 nt
Organism: [Torrubiella] hemipterigena
Lineage: Eukaryota; Fungi; Ascomycota; Sordariomycetes; Hypocreales; Clavicipitaceae
Source: the annotation of a GenBank genome assembly
AUGAUCCACCGGCCGGGCUAGCCAGUCGCGGCCUUUGCUUUGGCAACGACGUCAGCAAAACCCCGGACCAAGGAGCAUCAACAUCUUUUUUGCACGUCGCGUUUCCUUUGCUAGCAACGGUCUGCCAUCGCCAUUGCCCGCUGCAAUUCUUGCCGACCGAAUUUAUCACAGCCGCCUGUAACAACAGCCUCAAACUGGCUAGGUUACAGAGCCCGCUGACCCUCAUCCUACGCUGCGGAUUGCCGUGCAUACGGUCAUUCCCGGUACCCCGUGACCGCUCUGUUGAACGAGUCCGGUUACCCAAACUCUGGUAGCCGUUCCGUAUUACGCUCACCAGAGGAAACGGUUCGCACUCUGUAAUUAUCUUGCAUAUUUCUGCACGGCAGACUGCUGAACGCGCGACCGUCCUCUGAUCUUGCUCCACGCAUCCUCGCGACGAUGAGCCAAGGGAGACCCGCGGCGAGCUCGCACAACUCGUCCUCGAGCCAACCUCAUCAGCCACUGCAGCCCAGUACGCUCCGACAAAGUCAUACGCCUAAUAGCCGACCGGGUAGCCAUGACAGUCAACUAAGCGAUAUGCCAUCCGCCUCGAGACUGCCCGUUGAUGGCGCCGACGACGAACAUGUCACCGAGUCGACGCCGCUGAUCCCAGCCUCUGCUGCACAUGAGGGAGACUGCGAUCACGGCACAUUUAGCCCGCGCGCAGCAUCACCUCAUAUAGACAGCUUCCAGAGCUCUCCUGGCAGACUUGGUUCUCCUCGCUCAGGCGAUGAUGGACUCUUUGGCUCAGGUGGCAGUGGCGCAGAAGACUGGAAGGGGUGGCUCAAGACGAGAAUCAAGACGCGCCGAAUGGGCCAAAGCCGCCAGUUGGCUGAGCGCGCCGGCUUUGACGACAGUGCCUUAAUGUACCUCUCAUACUACAUCCCAUGUCUGACAUGGCUUCGGCAAUACAAAUGGUCCUAUUUGCAAGGAGACUUUGUUGCGGCCUUGACUGUGUCGUCAAUGUACCUACCAAUGGCCCUCUCUCUGGCUUCGAACCUCGCACAUGUUCCUCCGAUCAAUGGUUUAUACUCCUUUGUCUUCAACCCCUUCAUCUAUGCUUUACUUGGAUCCGCUUCGCAGAUGGUCGUCGGUCCUGAGGCUGCCGGCUCUCUGCUUAUUGGUACCAUUGUCAAAGGUAGCGUUAAGGAUGGUGAUAGUGCUGAGGAUAAUGACCUCAUGCAUGCCCAGAUUUGCGGUGUUGCAGCAGGUAUGGCUGGAGCGACUGUUCUCAUUGCUGGUAUCGCUAGACUCGGUUUCUUGGAUAACGUGCUCAGUCGACCAUUCUUGCGCGGAUUUAUCAGCGCUAUUGGCUUCGUCAUUGCUGUUGACCAGCUGAUCCCAGAACUAGGACUUGUCCAAUUGGCAGAUGACACCGGAGUUAGCCAUGGAAGCAGCGUUGAGAAGAUUGCCUUCAUCGUUGAAAACGCUACCAAGGCUCAUAAAGCCACAUUUCUUGUUGCCGGUGUUAGCUUCUUGGUCAUCAUGGUUUGCCGCGAGCUUAAGCGCAGGUUGGAGCCAAGAAUGCCCUCCGUGGUCUUCGUGCCUGACCGAUUCUUGAUUGUCGUCGCGUCUGCAGUUCUAUGCUGGUAUUUCCGCUGGGACAAGCAGGGUGUGCCGAUUCUUGGAGAAGUCAAAUCGGCGACAGGUGGCUCGUUUACCUUCCGCUGGCCGUUUCAAAUUUCUCACAUGCGCCAUAUCCGGUCUGCCAUGUCUACUUCCUUCCUAAUUGCUCUUCUGGGCUUCUUCGAAUCGUCCGUUGCUGCAAAGAGCUUGGGCGGUGGUGGUCAUAUUCAGGGCAUGGAGCUUAGUGCUAACCGAGAAAUGAUUGCCUUGGGAACUGCCAACGUCAUUGGAUCUUGUUUCAUGAGCUUGCCCGCCUUUGGUGGCUACGGCCGAAGCAAAGUCAAUAAGACCACUGGCGGUAAGACUCCCAUGAGCUCAAUCUUCCUCAGUUUGAUCACCCUUCUCUCCAUCCUAUUCCUACUUCCUUACUUUUACUACCUCCCAAAACCUGUUUUGUGUUCCAUGAUUUCGGUAGUAGCCUGGUCGCUGAUAGAAGAAGCGCCUCACGACAUUUCCUUCUUCCUUCGCAUUCGUGGCUGGACUGAGCUCGGCCUGAUGGCGGUUGUGUUUUUGUCUACCAUCUUCUACUCUCUUACAUUGGGCAUGGCUCUCGGAGUUGGUAUUUCACUUCUCUUUGUCAUCAAGCACUCGACCCGUCCUCGUAUCCAGAUUCUUGGACGAAUCCCAGGAACAACACGAUUUGAGAAUGCUGAAGCUGAAGACUGCAGUCUCGAAUUCAUCGAAGGAUGCUUGAUUGUGAAGAUCCCAGAACCACUGACGUUUGCCAACACUGGUGAGCUCAAAGCACGACUACGACGACUCGAACUCUACGGUACACCAGAGGCGCAUCCCGCCCUUCCGAGAAUCCGCAGCCAAGAAGCCAAUAGAAAUGUCAUUUUUGAUAUUCAUGGCGUGACAUCUAUUGACGGCUCUGGCACACAGGUCUUGGAGGAAAUCGUGCGCAACUAUCGUGACCGGGGCGUGCGAGUCAUCUUCACUCGUGGCCCAUCUCGAAGAAGCCACCCAGUUUAUGUCACCAUGGCCCGAAGUGGCAUCAUCGAUCUCUGUGGCGGCGAGGCACAUUUCGUUUCCAACGUUGAUGAAGCCUUGCGCCUGACUGAGUGGGAAGAUAGCAUUGAGCCCACGUCGCAGCCAAGCACAGACAGAACCCUCUAGACAGACGGAAUGGAUUUACAUAUGAAGAUAUGGUAUAUAACGAGCCCAGAUUUACAUAGCGCCCAACAUUCAAUUGUCCUUGCACCGUGUAGGAAUUGUAACUCUCCACAAAGUUCACACAUGUUGCAUUAUGGAUUAUAUAUAUAACAAAAAGUUUCAAUUGAACCAUUUUUACAAUAAACUAUAAACUCGCUUCCUUUUUGCAAGAAUGCAUAAAUAAACAUAAGAAAACAGCGCCAUUAUAUCGUACCCGAGAACAUUUACAAAACUUCGUUGACAAAGAUGCCACUGCAUCCCAUGCCAGUGCCCACGCACAUGCUGGUGAGCAGAGUCUUCUUCUUCUGGCGGCGAAGCUCACUGAGACCAGUGACGAUCUGGCGAGUACCAGUAGCACCGAGAGGGUGGCCAAGGGCAAUGGCACCACCACGGGGGUUCAUCUUGGCCCAGUCAAGACCGAGCUUGUCACGGCAGUAUACGGCCAUGGAGGCAAAGGCCUCGUUGACCUCGACAACGUCCAUAUCGGCGAGCGAGAGGUUGUGGAUAGCGAGGAGCUUGGGGAUGGCCAAGCUAGGGCCAAUGCCCAUGAUGCGGGGAGCGAGACCGGAGACGGUAGAGCCGACGUACUUGGCGAGGAUGGGCUGGCCGAGCUUGACGGCGGUGGAUCGCUUCAUGAGAAGGACGGCGGCAGCUGUAAAAUAUGAGUUAGCAUUCAUGGGGUUUCAAAAUGAAUCAACGGCGAUGAAAACGUACCUCCGUCAGUGACCUGACUGGCGUUACCACCGGUAGUGGUAGGACCCCACUGGGGGAAAGCAGCGCGGAUCUUGCUGAGACCCUCGGCAGUGGUACCGGGACGGACGCCGUCAUCCUUGGUGACGGUGACCUCCUUCCACUCGCCAUCGGGGCCCUUGACCUUGGUCUUGAUGGGGACGAUCUCAUCAUCGACCCAGCCCUGCUUCUGGGCACGCUCAGCACGCUGGUAGCUCUCGGCAGCGAAAGCAUCCAUCUGCUCACGGGUGAUGUUGAAGUCGCGGGAAACGUUCUCGCUAGUCCAGCCCAUGGGCUGCAUGCAGUCCUCGGCCUCCUGGCUGGCCUUGAGGACGGCAGCGUCAAAGGGCGCCUCGAGGCGGUCGCCAGGGGCAGACAUGACCUCGGCACCGCAGGCAAUACCGACCUCGAUGGAGUUGGAGCUGAUGGCGUGGGCAAUGUUGGCGACAGAGACGAGGCCAGAGGAGCAGAAUCGGUUCAGGGAGUAGGCACCAGC